UCAGCCUGACCAGAUGCCCCUCAUCAUCCUUUCCUCUCCGGUACCCAGAAUAUUCUGGGGGAGAAAACGGAAAAAACAGUCCUCCAGCAGCUCCCCGAUUCCCUCACAGAAUGGCGCUCAACGAGAAGUACACGUACGCCGAGUUGGAGAAGGAGCCGUAUUGGCCAUUCGAGAAGCUGCGGAUCUCGAUUACAGGAGCUGGCGGCUUCAUAGCCUCCCACAUUGCAAAGCGCCUCAAGGGCGAGGGGCACUACAUCAUCGCCUCUGACUGGAAGAAGAACGAACACAUGGAAGAGGAUAUGUUCUGCCAUGAGUUUCACCUUGCUGAUCUGAGGGUCAUGGACAACUGCCUCAAGGUAACCACUGGGGUUGACCAUGUUUUCAAUCUGGCAGCUGAUAUGGGAGGGAUGGGCUUCAUCCAGUCCAACCAUUCUGUCAUCAUGUACAACAACACUAUGAUCAGCUUUAACAUGCUUGAGGCUGGUAGAAUCAAUGGUGUCAAGAGGUUCUUUUAUGCUUCGAGUGCUUGCAUCUACCCUGAAUUUAAGCAGCUGGAAACUGUAGUUAGCUUGAAGGAGGCGGAUGCUUGGCCGGCAGAGCCUCAAGAUGCCUAUGGCUUGGAGAAACUUGCCACUGAGGAAUUGUGCAAGCACUACACAAAGGACUUUGACAUUGAGUGCCGGGUUGGUCGCUUUCACAAUAUAUAUGGUCCAUAUGGGACAUGGAAGGGUGGAAGGGAGAAGGCACCUGCUGCUUUCUGCAGAAAGGCUCUAACCUCCACUGACCGGUUUGAGAUGUGGGGAGAUGGUCUGCAGACUAGAUCCUUCACAUUUAUUGAUGAAUGUGUGGAGGGUGUCCUCAGGCUCACAAAGUCUGAUUUCCGCGAGCCUGUAAACAUCGGGAGUGAUGAAAUGGUGAGCAUGAACGAGAUGGCUGAGAUAGUCCUGGGCUUCGAGAACAAGCAGCUGCCCAUCCACCACAUCCCUGGCCCCGAGGGCGUCCGUGGCCGUAACUCUGACAACACACUCAUCAAGGAGAAGCUUGGCUGGGCUCCAACCAUGAGGCUGAAGGAUGGGCUGAGGAUCACGUAUUUUUGGAUCAAGGAGCAGCUGGAGAAGGAAAAAUCCGAAGGCGCAGACGUGUCGGCAUACGGAUCAUCCAAGGUCUGCACCACGCAGGCACCGGUCCAGCUUGGCUCCCUCCGCGCCGCAGAUGGCAAGGAGUGAACACUCUCGCCUAGGCAAGGAGAUCAGUUGUUUGUCAGUUGUCACGCCAUUUCUUGAUUCAGUCUGAACUUUCAUAUACUGCGUGAGAUUUGUAGCUUUUUGUGCUGUUGUAAACGGGAAUAACUGCUUGGCGCAAGAGGAUGUUAUUAAUGUUAAACAUUUUAUUUGUACAUGUAAAAUCCGGUCAGUUCGUCUUAAUGACAACAAUGAAAUAAUAUUUUGUUACUUUGUGAGA
Hordeum vulgare subsp. vulgare (domesticated barley) is the source of this 1461-nucleotide messenger RNA. RefSeq names its product GDP-mannose 3,5-epimerase 2. The coding region runs from base 111 to 1226 and encodes 371 amino acids. NCBI's taxonomy places the organism in Eukaryota, Viridiplantae, Streptophyta, Magnoliopsida, Poales, Poaceae. The transcript is spliced from 7 exons. Gene Ontology annotation, molecular function: GDP-mannose 3,5-epimerase activity; NAD binding. The record is from RefSeq and is a predicted model, not a curated record.